AUGGGGGCUGUCGAAUCGCGUAUCUCACCUUAUGUUAGACAAAGACUCAAGGCAGAAAUCUCCUUGCAGAUUCAUUUUGAUAACCCACAGUUACGGAUGAUGCCAAAAAAGAUGAGUGAUGCCGUUGGACGCCGAGUUUACCGUCAAGCGUUGAAAAAUUUGCCAUCCAGAUAUUUGAACUUAUCUUUAAGGGAGUUACCAGCGUCCGAUCUUCUGUACUUGAGAAAGUACAUUCGAGAGGUAUUCGAGAUUGCCGCCCCAGAAAGUAUUUGUGAGAACAAUUUGAAUCAUCUAACCGAAGUACGCCGCCAAUCACUGGCCGAGUUACCUCAAACUCCCUCAAAUGCGCAAGUCAUUUCAAAAUCAGAUGGAAAAGAAAAAUCCCAAUACGAAAUACUUGAACGGAUUUGCACGUACAAACUUAUUGAUGGGACCCAACUUACACAAUGUCCAGAGUGUCCGAUUUGUCUGUGUGAUUUCAUCGAAAUGGAGUUGGUACUUGUCUUGCCUUGCACCCAUCUGUUCCACGGAGAAUGUGUCGAAGUGUGGCUCAACAGAGGUGGUGCGGAUUGUCCACUCUGUCGAUGCACCUUCUUCGAAAACAGAAAGCAAUCAAUCCCUGUCAUUGGUGAAGACAGCAACUACAUAGGCGGUGUCUACAGACCUGAGGAGGGGUGAUAGAACGAAUGAUUAUGGCCCAGGACAUUUGAUGCAGUUACCUAUCGUUUUAUGCAAAUUUUUUAACUGGGCUUUCCUAAUUCGAACGGCACAUUCUUUGUAAUCUAUUUGCGUUUUCCAAAAAGAGAACAAUAUUUGAUGACACAAUCAGAACUGCGGCGAAAGUCUGUGUUGUACAAUGUUCUCAUGAUGGUGACUCCAAAAUGGUAGUAAAA
Messenger RNA from Opisthorchis viverrini, 893 nucleotides. RefSeq lists its product as hypothetical. Gene Ontology annotation, molecular function: ubiquitin protein ligase activity; zinc ion binding. Lineage: Eukaryota; Metazoa; Platyhelminthes; Trematoda; Opisthorchiida; Opisthorchiidae. Gene Ontology annotation, biological process: ubiquitin-dependent protein catabolic process. The transcript is spliced from 5 exons. The record is from RefSeq and is a predicted model, not a curated record. Bases 1 to 678 code for a protein of 225 amino acids.